UGGUCAGUUCAUCAGUUGUCGUUGCGGGAAACGAAGAAAACGGAUAUACUACGGAAACAGAUACAAUUUUCACGGGGAAAAAAAUGCAGUUCAUCGGCGUUUCGAAGGUUACGUUCCUGGCAUGGGCCAGUCUCCUGUGCCUAAUGCCUGUUAGUAACCAGGCUAAGGGUGGAUUCCCUGCUCCACUGAAGCUCUGCAAGGUGGAGGACGAGACCUGCUUCGUGGCUCAGGCCCAGGCCUUCCUUAGAGCCUUCAAGCUGGGAAUCCCGGAACUGCAGGUGGCCAGCCUCGAACCACUCGAUUUGGGUACUGUGCGCGUGGAAAGUGGUGGCCACUCGGAGUCGGUGCAGUUCAAGCUGGUGAUGGCCCAAGCGAAGCUCCACAACCUGGCCGACACGGGCGUUGUGAAGAGCCUGAAGGGCUUCGUCAAAGACCCCAGUUUCAGCAAGCCCCUCAAGCUGGUCAUGGUCAUCGACGUCCCGGAGCUGGAGCUGCGCUCCAAGUACGACGUGAACGGCAAGCUGCUGAUCCUGCCCAUCGUUAGCAAGGGCGACGUGAGCAUCAAGAUGAAGGAGGUGCAGAUCAAGUCGCGCAUCACGGCCAUGCCAGUGAAGCGAAACGAUGGUCAUACGUAUCUCAGCAUCACCGACUACAAGGUGCUCACCAAGAUCAAGGGUGGCCACUUUAACAUGUCGAAUCUAUUUGACGAUAACGUGGAGCUGCGGGAGAGCACUUUGAAGGUGCUUAACCAAGAGUGGAACACCCUGGCCAUCGAUGUCCAGCCGAGGAUCAAUGAGGCCAGUGCCACAGCCUUCAAGUCCAUGCUGCAGCAUUUGUGGAACACCAUACCCUACGACUCGUUCUUCGAGAACCAGUAAACAGUGCAGUUUAUCAUGUACUCAAGAUUGUUAUAUUCUUGUAAUCAAUAUCUUUGAAUAAAACAAUAUAUUGCAUUUACUUA
Messenger RNA from Drosophila kikkawai, 961 nucleotides. It is a transcript of the gene dyw, whose product is annotated as daywake. The record is from RefSeq and is a predicted model, not a curated record. NCBI's taxonomy places the organism in Eukaryota, Metazoa, Arthropoda, Insecta, Diptera, Drosophilidae.